Molecule: messenger RNA, 1806 nt
Organism: Gadus chalcogrammus (walleye pollock)
Lineage: Eukaryota; Metazoa; Chordata; Actinopteri; Gadiformes; Gadidae
Exons: 4
Coding region: 325-972 (215 amino acids)
Source: RefSeq, a predicted model, not a curated record
UCGUAAGAGACGUGUGCGUCCUCAUUCACCUUCUGCUUGUUCUUGUGCGGCCGCCGGAAGCGGAGGAGAUCCUUAUGCUGCCUGGAGACAAAGUUGACGGCCGCAUACUCUAACAGCGCCGAGAAGACGAAGAGAAGACACACCGCCAUCCAGAUGUCAAUGGCCUUCACAUUGUUCAUGGUUCAUGGCUAGGCUGCCCAUAGACCCGAUUACACCAGUGUCUUUGAGCAUGUUGCACUGAAACUUUUCAAGGAGUUCAAGGAAGGCAGGAAUAGACAAAAAGACCCUAAGGGGGGGUCAUUUGCAAUUCCUGAGGCUAUUGUUAUGGCGUAUGGUCAUAGCAAACAAUUAAUUGAGGAUUGUCAAAAAAUCCUGCAAAGCACCAACCUGGUACUGGUGACCAUAAAUAACGCAACCGUCUCCUCUUGGCUGCAGGAUCGGCAGAAGAGGGCCGACCGCGACUCUCUCCUUCAAGGUGUGGAGCUUCCUCAGCAGGUCCACAUGGCAGAGGAAUACCUCCUGGAGGCCCUGGACCUACCAUCUGAGCCUGUUCCACAUGGGCAUGCAGAUAUGGAGUUCGAGGAACCUGACAACCGUGAGGGUGAGGCGGUGAUCCGGCGACGCCGACGUCAAACUCAAGUUUCCAGAGCAGACACUGGAGGGGAUGAUGCUUUGCCUGUUCCUUUCCCCGCUUCAUCUGACCUAGCCUAUUGUGAGCAGGGUCAACACCCAGGUCCUGUGUCUCAAUCAUUUCUGGUCGGGGCCCUCAUACCAGCUGCCACCACCACCACCAGCCUACUUUCUGAGCUGCUCCUCAAACCUGCCGCCACCACCACCUCCAGCAGCUCACUCUCAGGGCUUACCAGCUGCCACCAGUGCCAGAUUCUCAACCUCAGGACGGGCUUUCUAACCAGCCAGAUCCAGCGUCUCACAAUCGCUACCGGAAUGGAGAUAACAAAAGACAGCCCUUGAGGAUUAGGAGCGAGAGAUGAGAGCAGUCUCUUUUGCCCCAUCUUUGGCCGGGUGGUUAAAGCGAUGGACUAGAAAUACAUUGGGAUCUUCCCGUGAAUGUUCGAAUCCUGCCGACAACGUUAUAAUCUUAUGUUAUGAAUAUCUAUCUCCAGUCUAUACACUGUCCUCGAAGAAAUUACAGACUUCACGUGAACAUGGUUCCUAAUUGGCUAUAAAAAAUAAGUUUCUAUCCUCACCAUUAUAUUCUAUAUUCCAUUCCAUGUUUCUAUUCCUCUGUACAUUGAGUGGUUCCCAUUGUUAAAACUGUCAGUAUGAGGUGACAGUAUGUGGUGACGUCAUGAUGAUUUUGAUAAUAGAGUCGUGGCCGAGUGGUUAAGGCGACGGACUAGAAAUCCAUUUGGGUCGAAUCCUGCCGACAACAAAAUACUUAUUGUAGAAGUGAAUAUCUUACUGCAUAUUCAAUACAACAUUUUACUAUACUAUGUUACAGCUCACCAGAGCAAACAGGUUACAUCUCACAAUAACCAUCUUGAUAGGGUAUGAAGAUAGUGCCUUUGGAGAAUAGAUAGAUUUUUCACUGCGUUAUCCUGAGGGAAAAGAAUCGGGACAGGUCAGACCACAAUACUAAUAGUAUAGAAUAAAUCAGGACUUGUUUAAGGCAUUUGAUUUGCAUUGUUCAAGCAAACUGAAUAAAACGAACUUAGUCUCGGACCUAGUUAGAUAAAUAAGAUUAAUAAAAAAAAAUAAGUAUUUGGUGAGACAUUUAAACAAGAUAGAAUAUGAAAUGAUAUUAAUAAUGAUAAAUAGUGUAUGCAGAUCUAAAAUGGGAAGAGA